AUGAGAUCCAUACCCGUAACUUCAUCUCCUCCUGUUCCGGAAGUCUUUCCAAUCUACCCUGACUUGGAAGGCAAAGUAGCCCUCAUUACCGGCAUUGGCCAGGUCGGCCCGCUGGACAGUCCCUCCUGGGGCAACGGAGCCUCUACCGCCCGCUUGCUUGCCCGUAAUGGCGUUUUCAUUUACGGCUGCGAUCUUGACCUGACUGUGGCCGAGAGAACGAAGCAACGCCUACUGGAAGAGACUCCCAAAGCCGUGGUUGAUGUCGUCGCAGCCAACGUCACUAAUCUGGCUGAUGUUGAGGCGUUGGUUACUGGCAUCAUGCAGAAGCAUGGUCGCAUCGACAUCUUAGUCAACAAUGUCGGCUGCACGACCCCUGGCAACCCAGCGACAAUGACGGAGGAGACGUGGAACCAGCAAAUGGACAUCAACCUGACUUCGGUCUACCGCCUCUGUCACUACGUAUUGCCAAUCAUGCAGAAGCAAAAGUCUGGCAGCAUCAUCAACAACGGUUCCAUUGCCGCACUCCGAUACUUGGGGAAGCACCAGAUUGCCUACGCCGCUGCCAAAGCUGCCGUCAUUCGCUUCACCAAGGCAAUCGGCGUCAUGUACGGCAAAGAGAACAUCCGCUCGAACUGCGUGGUGCCGGGCAUGAUGUAUACGCCUCUUGUGGACCAUUUCGCCCACAGCGACAAGCCUGAGGACCAGGAAGCUGCUAAGAGGAUGGUCGAUCACAACUGCCCGAUGGGAUGGAUGGGAACUGGUCAUGAUGUGGGGAACGCGGUUGUUUGGCUGGCAAGUGGUGCAAGCAGAUACGUGAACUCUCAUGAGCUCAUCGUUGACGGAGGUAUUACGGAACAUACCGGCAUGGGUUAUAAUCUCUCAGCAUGA
Molecule: messenger RNA, 888 nt
Organism: Colletotrichum karsti
Lineage: Eukaryota; Fungi; Ascomycota; Sordariomycetes; Glomerellales; Glomerellaceae
Exons: 1
Coding region: 1-888 (295 amino acids)
Molecular function (GO): oxidoreductase activity, acting on the CH-OH group of donors, NAD or NADP as acceptor
Source: RefSeq, a predicted model, not a curated record